Ambispora gerdemannii is the source of this 375-nucleotide messenger RNA. Lineage: Eukaryota; Fungi; Glomeromycota; Glomeromycetes; Archaeosporales; Ambisporaceae. The record is from the annotation of a GenBank genome assembly.
AUGAGCAGGCAAACUCGCUCCCAGACCCGCCAAUCUCAACCUCGAUCUCGAUAUCCACCACAAUCACCACCACAAUUACCACCACAAUCACCACCACGAUUACCACCACAAUCACCACCACAAUUACCACCACAAUCACCACCACGAUUACCACCACAAUCACCACCAGAACGAGUGCAAAUAAUUCUGCUGCUCCAAAAUGAAGCUAAAAAAAAUUCUCCCUCGUCCUCGUUGGCUAAAAAGAUAAAGAAAUUAAAUACAGACAAACUUAUCAACUUUUUACAAAAGUUAGACCUAAAACCCAAUGAGGAUGACUUACAAUGUUUUCAUUUAUUAACCUGUACCUCGUACAUUGAUUCCUAUUAUAAAGAGUAA